This is a messenger RNA of Diabrotica balteata, 1300 nucleotides long. The record is from the annotation of a GenBank genome assembly. NCBI's taxonomy places the organism in Eukaryota, Metazoa, Arthropoda, Insecta, Coleoptera, Chrysomelidae.
GGAACCGCUUGUCUGAUUUAAAUUUUAACGCCAGUGCUUAACAACCCAUUUUGUAGAUGUACUGUAUAUGCCAAAUUGGAAAGAUGCGUUUGGCUGUAGUCUUUUUAGUACUUAUGUCCAUUUUUGGAUCUUUGGAUGCUAAUACCUUAAAGAGUAUCGCUCAAGGCAAUGAUAGGUUUACAGAAUAUACAUAUAAGAAACUGGUAAGAAUAUUAGGCAACGAAAACAUUAUUUUUAGUGGAUUAUCUGCCGAAGUCAUAUUGUCCUUGCUUGCAAAUGGAGCUAAAGGAACUACAAGGAAACAGUUACUAAAAGGUUUGAGCUUACCCCAGAAAAUAAAAAGCAUAAAUGAAGCUUAUAGCAAAUUAACAACUGGCCUAGAAGUAAAUGAAGAUAAGUAUAAUUUGAAUUUAGCAAACAAAAUUUAUCUAGCUCAAAACUUCUCAAUAAAGCAACAAUUUAACGAUAUUGCCGUUAAUUCUUAUGCCGCUGAAGUUGAGAAUAUAGACUUUUCUAAGCCAGCAAAGGCCGCUAACUUGAUGAACAGCUGGGUCGAAGAAAAAACUAACAAUAGAAUCACAAAUCUCAUUGAUAAAAACAAUUUGGGCCCUGACACAAUAAUAGUCUUAAUCAAUGCUUUAUACUUCUCAGGAGAAUGGAAAAAUCCUUUCUCCCCAAUGAAUACUGCUGAUAGAACAUUCUACAAUUCACCCUCUGAAUCCAAAAAAAUAACAAGCAUGUAUACCGAAGAAAUUGUCAAAUAUGCUUACAACGAAAAACUUAAGGCUAAAUUUUUGGAACUUGGAUUUAAGAAUGGAAAUAUUAGUAUGACGUUUGUUUUACCCGACAAAAUCGAUGGACUCUCCGCUGUUGAGAAAAACUUAAAACUAUAUUUGGCUCCCCAAACAAUGGAAUCUGCUAGGGUUGCCAUCACCUUGCCCAAAUUCACCAUCGAGACUGAAAUUGAGUUUAAACACAUCUUGCAGUCGUUGGGAGUUAGAAAAAUGUUCAAUCCCGGAAAUGAACUUUCUGGUAUUUCCAAUGGUCCACUUAAAGUAGACUUUGUUAUACAAAAGACAUUUAUUGACGUUAACGAAAAUGGUGUUGAAGCAGCAGCAGCUACAGCAGUUAAUUUUAUACCUGUGUCUCUCUACCGACCUCCAGCCAAAUUCAUCUUUAAUGCCGAUCAUCCUUUCUACUUUUAUAUAAGGGACCUGAAUACUGAUGUAACACUUUUUAGUGGACGUUUUUUAAACUAAAAUAAGUUAGUUAUAAACAUCACUAAUAAAAUUUUAAUUUG